Tripterygium wilfordii is the source of this 452-nucleotide messenger RNA. RefSeq lists its product as uncharacterized. NCBI's taxonomy places the organism in Eukaryota, Viridiplantae, Streptophyta, Magnoliopsida, Celastrales, Celastraceae. The record is from RefSeq and is a predicted model, not a curated record. The transcript has a single exon. Bases 177 to 326 code for a protein of 49 amino acids.
UCCCCAAAAGAAAAACUGCACACAUCCCGAAACAUUUGUUCCCCUUCCUCUCUUUCUAAUCUCUAUUUAGAGUGGAGAGAAAAUCCCAAUUUAAGCUUCAGGUGAACAACAAAAUCCGAUAAUUUUCCAUUUUAUGAGGGCAGUGUGAGAUAGUAGAGGUAAAUAUAGAGAACAAGAUGAUGCUGUUGAUGGGCUUGAGCUUGCAGAGCAUACUGGAUCUGGCGAUAGCAGGGUUUUCUCUGAUGAUUGGUUUCGGCAUUUUCGGAUUCAUCGCUUCCUUUCUUUGCUCCGCUGCUUUCAUCGAAAACGCCAAGGACGUUUCUUGAUCCCAAUUUUCCCAGGCACGAUCUCUGUUUCUUCCUCGGAAUUCAACAUCUGAUCAUCUUGGUUGCUUAAUCUGGUUAAUUAGUUUAUCGUUAGGGCUUUUGGGGGGGGGGGGGGGGGUGCUCUUU